AUGUGGAGCCAUCUCCUUCUCAUCAGCAUCGUGGUCUCCCCCAGCCUUGGACAAUCCCCAGUGUAUUACCUGCUGCUGGUUCCAGCCGAGGUCCAUUAUCCCUCCGUGGAGAAAGCGUGUGUAGAUGUGGUCGGUGCCCAAGAGGACCUGUUGGUCACCAUCACUCUUCAGACGGUGGACCGGGACACCACCCUGUACCAGCAGCGCGUGUCCGGUGCUAAGCUGUUCCACUGCGUCUCCUUCCAGGUCCCUCCGCCAGCGGAUGGCCAGGAAGAAGUUGCGUCGAUUCACAUCUCUCUUAUGGGGUCGUCGACUCACGUCUCGGAGAGCAAAAACAUCCUCAUACGCAACGUGGGCUCAGCGACCGUCAUUCAGACGGAUAAACAUAUUUACAAACCCGGCCAGGACGUGAAUUUCCGGAUCCUGACCGUCGAUCGCGAUUUCCACGCUGUGGAAGACACAUUCCCACUCGUGGAGUUGCAGGAUCCCCAUGGAAACCGUAUCGGCCAGUGGGUGAACCUCAUCCCUCGCCGAGGGAUCAUCGACUUGUCUUAUUCCUUGGAUUCAGAAUCCCCGCUGGGAAUUUAUACAAUCAAAUCGCCCGGCGGCCGGCAGUCAUUCCACGUGGCUGAAUACGAGCUGCCGGCCUUUGAAGUUGCGAUCCUCUUACCCCCGGCAGUUACUAUUUUGGAUGAAACAAUUCAAUUCAAAAUAUGUGGCAGAUACACCAUUGGGAAGCCAGUUCGGGGUACGGUGUAUGCCAGUCUGUGCCGCAGAGUUGUGAAGUAUUACUGGUACCCAGACAGACGCCCCAAGGAUUUAUGUAUAACUCACAGAGGAAGGACGAACAGGACAGGCUGCCUAGACCUGGAAGUGAUGGUUGCCUCAUAUCAGCCGAGGUCCUAUGAUUACGAAAUGAAGUUUGAGGCUGAAGCAUCUCUGGAGGAAGACGGAACAGGAAUACAGAUUAACGUCACAAACAGCUGCCGUUUCACCGGGACGAUCGCCAAAGUGACAAUCGACGAGCUUGAAAUAUCAGAUUCUUAUUAUAAACCCGGACUUCGGUACAAGGGGAAGAUACGGCUGGAGGGCCCCGACGGAUCCCCCAUGAAGUCUAAAAGUUUGUAUCUGAAGGAGGAGUAUAACGGAGCGGAAAAAGAGCGCACGUACGAGACAGACGAACACGGCCAAGCCUGCUUCACCUUGGACACCAAGCUUUGGAACGGACAUCCGGUCAUCCUGACGGCUUCGUACAUGAAGGAAAAGCCGGAAUACGUCUACGGAGAGCUGAACCCUCUCUAUGUGGACUCACAGAUCGUCCUCCGGCCGUUCAGCGAGGUCACUAGGAGCUUCUUAAAAAUCCAGCCGGUGGAGCGGCCCCUGUCUUGUAACCAGGUGCAUCCGAUAGAAAUCGAUUACAUCAUACGGGGCAGCGAACUGAUGGGUCAACAAGACCACGUGGAGCUGCGAUAUACGGUGGUGGCAAAAGGGAACCUUGUUUUGGACGGGAAACUGGGGAUCAACGCCAGCCGGAACUCGGCACGGACGGGCACCAUAGAGCUCCCUCUGAAGGUCACCGCUGAUAUUGCGCCUCAGGCCUACGUCCUGGUUUAUACCAUACUGGAUAACGGUCGAGUAUCCGCUGACACCGAGCGCCUUCCAGUGGAAAAAUGCUUUAAUAACCAGGUCAGCCUGGAGUUCUCGCGGGACGAGGCGUCUCCGGGGUCCAACGUCUCUCUGCGUCUGCAGGCGUCCCCGGGGUCUCUCUGCGCAGUCAGGGCUGUAGACGAUGGUGUCCUUUUCACGAGACCCGAAGCUGAGAUUUCUGGGGACGCUAUUUACGAUCUAAUCGCGCAGAGGAGUCGAUACGGAUACCCAUACCGGGUUCAGGAAGAAGACCCCGUCUGCUGGAAGCCUCACCCCAAAUUCUUUAAACGAUCCCUUCAAAACCUUCGGCGGAGAAAGCGGUUCUUCGAUAUGCCUCAAGCUAGCCCCCCCGACGCGUUCACGCUCAUCAAGAAGCUGGGCUUAAAGAUUCUUACGAACGCCAUCGUGAAGAAGCCGCACGAAUGCCGUUUGUUUCAGUUCAGUGACCUUCCCGUCGGUGACAUCUUUGCCUCCCCAGCGAUAUCUCUGGUGGACGAACCAAAGGAUUUUUCAUAUCAGGUAACGGUUACACUGGCCGAGGCCACAAAGAAAAUCCGGAGACAGUUUCCAGAGACAUGGCUGUGGAGCCUCGUGCCUAUAAAGUCCUCCGGAGAGGCUGUUCUUGACAUAACGACCCCAGACUCCAUCAGCGAGUGGAAGGCCACAAUGUUUUGCGUGGGGGAUGAGGGUCUUGGACUUGCACCCACAGCCUCGCUUGUAGCCUCUCAGCCUUUCUUCAUCACUUUGUCCGCCCCGUAUUCCGUGGUCCGAGGAGAAGAAUUCAGUCUCAGAGCCUCGGUGUUCAACUACCUGAAUGAUACAGUGAUGAUAAAAGCCACGCUGAAGAGCUCUCUGGAGCUGGAGGUGACGCCGUGUCCAGGCUGCAGGUAUACUCGGUGUCUGUCCCCGGACGAGGCCCAAGUGUUUCGCUGGGACGUCAGAGCCGUGCAGCAGGGUUCCGUUCAGGUUGUAGUGGGCGCAGAAGCAGUCGAUACGGAGGAGGUGUGUGCCGGACAGAAAGCAAUGGUGUCGGAUAAUGGACUAUCAGACACGUUAACCAAAAUGCUCAUUGUUAAGUCGGAAGGAAUGCCGGUGGAAACCUCGCAGAAUGUCAUGAUAUGUACCCAGGGAAACUUGUCUUCUGAGAUCAUCUCCAUCAGUUUACCCCUCGACGUCGUGCCGGGCUCUGCAAAAGCGGAAAUGUCUGUAGCGGGAGACCUCUUGGGAACAGCUCUUGAGGGUAUUGAGCACCUCAUCGAUCUCCCGUACGGUUGUGGGGAGCAGAACAUGUUACGAUUUGCCCCUAACGUAUACCUGAUGCAAUACUUAGAAAGAACAAACCGCCUGUCCGAAUCCCUCAGAGCCCGAGCUGAAGGCUACAUGCGGCACGGUUACCAGCGGGAAUUGAAUUAUAAGAGAGCGGACGGUUCGUUCAGUGCUUUUGGGGACAGAGACGAAGAUGGGAACACGUGGCUGAGUGCCUUUGUGCUGAAGAUUUUUUACGCGUCUUCCCGUUAUAUGUUCGUGGAAGAAAAACACCUUCGUGACAUCGCCGGCUGGCUUAAAGAAAACCAGCUGCCGAGCGGGUGCUUCACAGGCAGAGGCAAACUCUUCACGGCGUCUCUAAAGGGGGGUGUUGAUGAUGAAAUCUCGCUUUCUGCGUAUGUCACCGCAGCCCUGUUGGAGAUUCAGUGGCCUAAAGAGGACGAGAUGAUGCAGAACGCCCUGCGGUGCCUGCGCAGCUCGCUGUCACAGGUUGAUGCCACCUAUACGCAGGCUCUUCUGGCCUACACCUUCACCCUGUCUGGGGAUUAUCCGAUAAGAGAUGGUCUCCUGAAAGAAUUGCACAAGAAGGCCGUCCACAAAGGUGGACAGAUCUACUGGGCCGUGAAACCAACGAUCGCAGCAAACGCGUCAUCAUCAUCAUCUUCCAAGCCAAGUUCUUUUGAGGUGGAAUUAGCAUCGUAUGUCACUCUUGCCCACCUCUCAGGGGAGAACCAAACCAAUGAGGACAUCAGCUACGCUUCACAGAUAGUGUCGUGGACAAGCAAACAGCAGAACUCGCACGGGGGGUUUACCAGCAUACAGGACACAGUGGUGGCCCUUCAAGCCUUUUGUCGUUAUGCUGAGCUGACAUCUACUGGGAACGUAGGUGUGGAGGUAACAGUAACUGGAGAUCAUACGUUCCACCAGUUCUGGGUGGAUGAUUCCAAUAAGCUCCUACUACAGAGGAAACCUCUUCAGAAUGUGCCCGGGAACUACACGGUGUUGGCGAAGGGUGAAGGCUGCGUCCACCUACAGACAGCGCUGACGUACAACGUUCAUCCGGCCGACACAAAUCCGCCGUUUGGCAUCCGGCUGGAGCCGAGCGCAGACGAAUGCCAAGAGCCAAGCGCGUCUUGUUUCAGCCUUAAUGUUUGCGCUCAGUACACCGGAUCCCGUCAGGUAACCGACAUGAUCGUGAUCGAGGUAGAACUGCUCUCGGGGUAUAGCGCAGACGCAGAAAGCGUCACACAGCUGGAGAUGCGCAGUUUGGUGAAAAAAAUCGAAACCAAUGUGGAUAAAGUUGUCAUUUACGUCACAGAGCUGUCACACGAAGUAGAGUGCUUCUCCCUCUCGUUCACACAAGACAUCCCGGUGGAGAAUUUGGGCUCCCGGCUGGUGAAGGUUUAUGACUACUACGAACCAGUAGAAGCUCUCGCUGCGUAUAACCUGCCCGAGCAGUGA
Spea bombifrons (plains spadefoot toad) is the source of this 4374-nucleotide messenger RNA. Its product is annotated as alpha-2-macroglobulin-like protein 1. Gene Ontology annotation, molecular function: endopeptidase inhibitor activity. The transcript has 35 exons. Gene Ontology annotation, cellular component: extracellular region. Bases 1 to 4374 code for a protein of 1457 amino acids. The record is from RefSeq and is a predicted model, not a curated record. NCBI's taxonomy places the organism in Eukaryota, Metazoa, Chordata, Amphibia, Anura, Pelobatidae.